CUAUAAACGUGCAAGUUGCCAGGCAACAUGCACAGGGUUUUCAUUACCAGUAAUGCGAUCCGUGCAGGCGACAGCUAGUCGCUUCUGUCGAACAUAAAGCAUUUUGUGGAACAGCACGUGGCGUAACUUCGGUAACUUCACAUUUGUCCUUCACGUUUGCGCAAUCACUUGAACGUGCUUGAAGGAGUUUAGAGGUCAUAUUGUAUAUAGAUAUUAGAGAUUAUCUUGGAGGUUAUUCAACCGCAUUAAUAAACACUCGGGCUUGGAUUUCACAAGCCUAAUUUUUGCAAGGCCGUUCAUCAUCAUACCAAUACAGGUGGUGAUGCCAUUGGGUCAAGACAGUUGAACAACCUGGAGCUUGGUGAAGAAAUAUUGAUAUAUAGUUGUGUCCAGCACCAUGUCAUCCAAGACCAAGCGCAAGUACGUGUACCAGGAGCACAUGUCGGAGGUGGCGCCGCCUAGCGGUGACCAGACCAUCGCCCGCCUGCUGGAGACCCGCGGCAACAACCUGCACCAGGUGGAGGACGCCAACGGGGAGGUCUACUUGGUCAGCAUGCCCAACAAGUUCCGGCGCAACAUCUGGGUGCGUCGCGGCACCUUUCUGAUCCUCGAGCCGAUUGCCGAGGGCGACAAGGUGCGGGCAGAGGUGGUGAGAGUGCUGUCGCGGGAGCACGUGGCCGAGCUGCGCAGCGCAGGCGCCUGGCCAGAGAGGUUCGAUGAGGUAGGCUCGACGGCGGCAGACGAGGCGGCCGAUGAGUUGCAAAAUCUGGACCUGGAGGAGGGGAACCCGAACCGGCCUCCGGUGGAGGUAGAGACAGACUCGGAGUUAGAGUCAGAGUCGGAGGAGGACUCGGAGUCGGACGGUGACGCCGAUCGCAGUGGCAGUGAGAGCGGGAUGUGAAUAUAGUGUAUCGUGCGUCCGUUCGUGGGACCGACGGAUGUUACAACACGACAGGCCGGGGCAACGCCAGCCUAACACACGGCCUCGUGGCAACGGUGCCGGCCCGGCGCGGGCUGCAAUCGACUCCGCCCCAGCUCGCCCGGGUCGCCCGGAGGCGGUGGCACGCGGGCGCGGCACUCUGUCAAUUACGUGCCCGACUCGCAGUGUAACGUGUACAAAUGUCCAGCGGACCGUAUCGAUCAGCGAGGCUGGCGCCCGGCGGCGGCAGUUAUGCAGAAUGAACAGGGAACAUGCGAUGGCCAAUGUGCAUUGGAUGUGCACACUGCACAGUGCACGCCCACUGUCCAUUGAGUUUCGGUGGAGUCAGCUCUGUGACUGUUGGAUAAUAGUCGUGGAAUCGAUGUGGGGUUCUUAACGGCCUGUCACGAAAGACGGGGCAUUGUUUAUUGGAUUGUGCCGUUUUCGCAUUAUCUAUAUUCGAAAGUGAAUGAAUAUAUAAUGUAAACUUGUGUUUCUUGUA
Messenger RNA from Amphibalanus amphitrite, 1421 nucleotides. RefSeq names its product probable RNA-binding protein EIF1AD. Bases 398 to 901 code for a protein of 167 amino acids. NCBI's taxonomy places the organism in Eukaryota, Metazoa, Arthropoda, Thecostraca, Balanomorpha, Balanidae. Gene Ontology annotation, molecular function: RNA binding; translation initiation factor activity. Gene Ontology annotation, cellular component: nucleus. Gene Ontology annotation, biological process: translational initiation. The record is from RefSeq and is a predicted model, not a curated record. The transcript is spliced from 3 exons.